GUCGGGACACAGGGUAACACGUAAACAAACAGGUGACAAGUGUGCCAGGUGGCGGCCGGGAAGCUUACGAAGCCGCUCACGCAAACUCCCCGUAUCAUGAAGAGUACAGAAGAACGCGUCUACUUCGAAUAACAGAAUACCUGUAGGGACAACCUAUAAGCUAGCUGUAAGUGUCUGAAGGAAGAAACAAGUGACACUGCAGAUGUCCAAAAAGAGUGUAACUCCAAGAAAUAUCGCUUAAGUCUUGUCCAAUUAUAAACGGUGACAAAACUUCAGCUGUCAUUGGGAGGAAAAGCAAGCUGCACGCAUCGCCAAGAAGAAAAAAAGGGCUGACUUGGAGCUGGGUUAAGUGAAUAUACAUAGAAUCAUUUCUUUGCAUUGAGAACUUGAAAGAGUGAAACAUGGCUACAGCUGAGAGGAUGGUGGUAAUUGUUACUGGAGGGACAGGCCUUGUUGGUCAGGCCAUUCAAACUGUUAUUAAGCAAAACAGUUCUAGUAAUGAAAAAUGGAUCUUCCUUAGCUCUAAAGAUGCUGAUCUCAAGAGUGCAACCGAGACCCGUGCUGUUUUUGAAAAGUAUAAACCAACUCACGUCAUUCACCUUGCUGCUAUGGUUGGAGGACUUUAUCGAAAUAUGAAGUAUAAUUGUGAUUUCCUACGCUUUAAUCAGCUGAUAAAUGACUCUGUGCUGGAGACCUGCAAGCAACUCAAUGUGAAGAAAGUAGUGUCCUGCUUAUCCACUUGUAUUUUUCCUGACAAAACUCCAUAUCCUAUUGAUGAGACUAUGAUUCAUAAUGGUCCUCCGCAUCAUUCCAACUUCGGCUACAGCAUGGCCAAGCGUAUGAUUGAUGUCAUGAACCAAGCUUAUCAUGAGCAGUAUGGAUGUAACUUUACAUCAGUGAUUCCUACAAAUGUGUAUGGCCCUCAUGACAACUUCAACCUGGAAGAUGGGCAUGUUUUGCCUGGACUGAUUCACAAGGUGUAUACAGCCAAGAAAAAUGGAACGGACUUUACAGUUUGGGGAACGGGCAGACCACUGCGGCAGUUUGUGUAUUCAUUGGACUUGGCUAAGCUGAUCAUAUGGGUGCUGCGAGAAUAUGAUGAGAUAAGUCCCAUUAUUCUCUCUGUUGAUGAAGAUGAUGAGGUGUCGAUCAAAGAAGCAGGCGAGAUGGUCGUAGAAGCUUUUGAUUUCAAGGGGAAGGUUGUGUAUGACACCUCGAAAGCUGAUGGACAAUUCAAGAAGACUGCCAGUAAUGCAAAAAUGAGGAAAUAUUUACCCGAUUUCCAGUUUACCCCAAUCCAAGAAGGUAUUAAGGAGACAGUGAAUUGGUUUAUUGAAAAUUAUGAUACAGCAAGGAAGUAAAAGGAAAUCUAGUUUGAAUUGUAGCAAGGUUGAGUUUGUUAUAUUUCACAGUGUGCAUAUUUUGAGCACAGUAUUUGUUUAUUUUGUAUUGUAAGUAAUCACAUGCAAGAGAUGUACAAAAGCUGUUACUAGACAAAUUCCUUUACUGUAUAUUGAUAUCUUUUAUGUAUAAAGACUUCAAAACAUUUUGGUAAAUGUACAGUAUAUUAACAAGUGCCUUUUAUGAAUAAUGUUCUUGAGUUAGAUAUGUUUGUAUUUGCAGUUACAACUGUAACUAAGAAACUGUUCAGGCUUUCUCCAUUUAUAUAUGAGGUGUACCUUUUCCUACUCUUCGAGACUGGUAGGCUUUUCCAGUAGCUUAGCAUUUUGAUGAAUUCCAAUUUAAAGAUUGCUAAUCAUAUAUUGACUACUAUAAUUGUUUUUGUUUAAUGGCUAUGUUAAGGAAGCAAGCAUCAUUUAUAUGAGUUAUAUAUAUUUUUACUCCAGUGUUCUAUACUUCUUCCAAAUUCUUGCAUUUUGUAAAGAGCAGUAAAUGGUACCUGUUUCAGAUAAUCAAACCCUCUGUAGUACUUAAUUUUUUCUUUACUAUUAAAUGAUCGACAACAAAUAUUCAACAAUUAAUGUUUUGCAUUCUGAUGACACACGAGUGCAUUGUCCAUACAUUUAGCUUUUAUGCACAGGCAUGUCAUCCGUUCAAAAAUAUUUUAAAGUUGUAUCACUUGAAGAGUAGACUCGGCUGACAAGACCUCCACUGGUCUACCACACUGCUCGCUGCCACAUAAAAAAAAAUUGAGUGUUAUAUGCACAAUUUACACUUAAUGCAAUAUGUAUUAAAUUAAACAUUUUCAAGUACAAUAACUACUAUAUAAUUUCUACACUUAUAUAAUUUAUGCACAUUUUCAUGCAAUGUAGAGAAAAUAUAUUUAGGAAAUUAAAUAUGUGCAAUGUAAAAAUGUGUAUUAACCCUUGUAAAUUCUAUGGCACCUUGCACACCUGAUGAUGGCUUUCAGUUUCUUUUUUUUUCUGUAUUCCAGACCACUUCUUUCUGAACAUUUUGAUAAGUCAAUGAUCUAAGCAUAUAAACAGUAUUGCAAAUAAAAAGAAGAGAUAAA
Messenger RNA from Procambarus clarkii (red swamp crayfish), 2473 nucleotides. It is a transcript of the gene Gmer, whose product is annotated as GDP-L-fucose synthase-like protein. The record is from RefSeq and is a predicted model, not a curated record. Gene Ontology annotation, molecular function: GDP-L-fucose synthase activity. Gene Ontology annotation, biological process: nucleotide-sugar biosynthetic process. NCBI's taxonomy places the organism in Eukaryota, Metazoa, Arthropoda, Malacostraca, Decapoda, Cambaridae.